AUGGCGACUGCUCAGAAGCAAAGGAGUUCGAUGAAUGCAGUUGUAUUUCCUAAUAAAAUAUCUACUGAACAGCAGUCUUUGAUAUUAGUGAAGAGGCUCCUGGCAGUAGCCGUAUCCUGCAUUACAUAUCUAAGAGGAAUCUUUCCUGAAAGUGCCUAUGGAACAAGAUACUUAGAUGAUCUCUGUGUCAAGAUUCUGAGGGAAGACAAAAACUGUCCUGGGUCUACUCAGCUGGUGAAAUGGAUGUUAGGAUGCUAUGAUGCCUUGCAGAAGAAAUAUCUAAGAAUGAUUGUCCUAGCGGUCUACACCCAUCCAGAAGAUCCUCAGACAAUUACAGAAUGUUACCACUUCAAAUUCAAGUACACCCAGAACGGGCCACUCCUGGAUUUCAGCAGUAAAAAUAAACGAAACGAUUCCACAAUCACAUGUGCAGACACAAAGAAAGCAAGUGUCCUCCUCAUUCGCAAGAUAUAUGUUCUGAUGCAAAACCUGGGUCCGCUACCAAAUGAUGUUUGCUUGACUAUGAAGCUGUUUUACUAUGAUGAAGUUACACCACCUGAUUACCAGCCUCCUGGCUUUAAGGAAGGUGAAUGUGAGGGCAUGAUAUUUGAGGGGGAGCCAAUGUGUCUAAACGUGGGUGAAGUGCCAACACCUUUUCAUAUGCUGAAAGUUAAAGUUACAACUGAAAAACAACGAAUGGAGAAUGCUGAUAAAAGCAUACUAAAGCAAGGAGACACUAAUGUGCCUCUACAGGUGCUCAAACUGGACAAAGAUGAUACAGAAGAACAGAACCAGCGCAUGCAUGAAGAUCCGGUCUUGGAUAAUAAAGUGGAAGAUAGGAAAACCAUAAAUAUUUCGGAAGCUGAAGAACCAAAUUUAACUUGUGAAGAAGACGAAAUUACAAAGGCCGAAGAGAAUCUGAAUCCGUAUGUUUCCAAUCGCCAGGUCGAUCAUUUAGCGCAUAAGACAUCUGAACUUCACAUGUCAGAGAGCAGGACAAGAAGUGGAAAGAUAUUUCAAAGCAGCGCUGUUCAUCAAUUUGAACUCUUCUCUAGUCAAGAUGUGCUACCAAAAAGGAGAAAAAUUAGUGAACCAAAGGAGCAGUUUUAGACAUCCAUCUCCCUGCUGUUCACAGAAUUCACCUCAAUAUUGCUUCGAUUCGUUGUUUAAUAUGAAUGUUAAUAUUUAAAUACCAUUUGGGGAUCUUUCCUGUUUGAUUUGUAGUCGAAAUGUAGUGUAUUUUAUAUCUAAGGGAAAAAAAAAAUCUGUCAAGCCCAGUUGAAGAAAUUGUAAGUUUUUUUUUUUAUAGAAAUGUGUAUUGCCAUCUGGAAAGAUAGAAGGUACUUAGCUAAUGAUGCAAUCUCUGAAAAAAACAUCCAUAACAAAGAUGAUUUGGGGGGAUUUGAUUCUCUGCUAACACUGUGUGUGUGCCCAUUAACUGAAACACGAGGAUAUUUCGCUGAUCGCUUUAUCUGGGCUGUAUUUAAAACUCGGGAACUCCUUGUUCGGAACCUACCCAACAGGGCGUUAAAAACUGAGCUCUCGGGUUAAUUUCUGGAGCUUUAUCAAGCAGGUUCAGGAGAACUGUGUUGUCAGUUACAGCAAUAUUACAGAUUUUCUUUUUACUACAUAGUAAGCAGAACUACUGGAGGUUUAGGUGGCCUGAUUCCAUGUAUUUCCUCCAGACUCAAGGCACCAGACUCGAGAUAAAAAGCAUUAUUCAUAUCUUCAUAUUUCACACCAAAAUGCAGGAUUUGCAUAGAGCUGUGAUGUGAUCUGUGUGUAAUUACAAGCAAAGUGCUAAUCUGUGGCAGGCAUCUAUUAUAUUAGUGUAAGAUGGAAAAACUUGAAAAACAAACCUAUAUGUAUGUGAAAUGAUUAAUUGCAGGAGUCAAAGGGUGCCAUUUUUAUUCUUCCUAAACAAUUAAUUGUUACUUUUUGUGUACUGUGAGUGAAUUGGAGUGAAGCUGUUUAUGCAUGGCUAAGGGCUACUGCUGUGUUUAAACUGGAUAUGAA
Struthio camelus australis is the source of this 2016-nucleotide messenger RNA. The record is from RefSeq and is a predicted model, not a curated record. Lineage: Eukaryota; Metazoa; Chordata; Aves; Struthioniformes; Struthionidae.